Molecule: messenger RNA, 5961 nt
Organism: Ficedula albicollis (Collared flycatcher)
Lineage: Eukaryota; Metazoa; Chordata; Aves; Passeriformes; Muscicapidae
Gene: ATG9A
Product: autophagy related 9A
Exons: 13
Coding region: 1327-3711 (794 amino acids)
Biological process (GO): protein localization to phagophore assembly site; autophagy of mitochondrion
Cellular component (GO): phagophore assembly site; autophagosome
Source: RefSeq, a predicted model, not a curated record
CCCUCUUCCUGGCUCUAAGUACAGGGAAAUCAUGGAGCUCUGUGUAACUUGGAGCUUGGGCAGUGUCAGCUCAUUCCUGUAGGGUACUACACAGCUGCGGAGGGGCUGACAGAACCCCCACACCUUGAGGUGCUGUCACUUGACACAGGGUCAUGCAGGUGCUUCUAGGAAUUCCUGGGAAAGUGACGAUGGUACUGUUGUAGUUACAGUUAAUGCGUUAUGUUCUUAACAGGAUUUUAUUGCUAGCGUGGCAUUUGCACUCAGAGUAGCACAGGAUUUCUGUAGGCAGAAUCAGUGUAGUACAAUUUUAUAAGUAGCAUAGAGCAUAAUUUUAUAGUAUCUCUUAGUUUGUGGUUUCUAAUCAUCUGGACUCUUUACAAAUCUGGUCAUAUCUUAAUAUAUGGCUUGCCAUAUCAGUAUAAUGGUUAUAAUGUAGACUCAAACAUACAUAAAAGAAGUUGAGUCAUUCACUUAGUCUUCAGAGGAAGCACAUGACAAUGGGGGUAUCCCUGGCUACUGAGGGGUCCUGGGUCUCACUGUCCACUAGCAGCUGUGAUUCAAGUUCCCACUUAGGAUUUGUAACUCCUUGAUUUUGUUGAUAGUGCUCUGGGUGCUGUUAAUACUUCCCUCCUCUGUGACGGGGUUAUCACCUCUGUUGGGUUGGCCAGGUGCCUGGGACCUUCAAGGACAGCACGGAAGAGAGUAAUCAGCCUAGUGCCAAGGAAUCUUGGAGGCCCAUGGGGAGGGAAGGCAGAAACCCAUUUGAUUUAUCUACUUGGUUCAGCGCCUGGUAACUAGGGAAAGGGUGACCCACUAAUAAGUGACCUCCUUGGUGACAGAGAAGGGCUGCUUGCCUUGUAAAAUGGUGUUAGUUAUGCUGACCACAUUGCUGGGGUCAGGAGCAGGUGCCAGGUGUCACUAAAUGCAUUUUUGUCUGUCUGUGUCUUGUCCUGCCAUACCCUGCCCUGCCUUAUGCACCGUUGUGCAGCCUGAGUGCAGGCUGAGUUUCUGCUCUGUGCUGAACAGACCCCCACUAUGGGUGUUGAGUGCAGAAAGAAAGGAGCACGAACGAAGCCAAGUCCUUCUACCCCAGCUGUGCUUUACCUGGGCAGAGUGUGUUUUCCUGCAGUGAGGAGACCACUUUGCUGAUGAGUAGGAGUGGGAGAGAUUUUCUCGUGGUGGUGGAAGGAGACUUGGCUGAGGAGCUGUGGAAUACUAGUAGGACAGAAGCCUCUUCAUCCUUCAUCAGAGAGGAGUCUCCAUGCUGUUUUCCUUGACUGUAGCUUUCACGUCUAUAACCUGCAUCAGAAGAAUGGCUUCACUUGCAUGCUCAUUGGAGAGAUCUUUGAGCUCAUGCAGUUCAUCUUUGUGGUGGCGUUCACCACCUUUCUUAUCAGCUGUGUUGAUUAUGACAUCCUCUUUGCCAACAAAGCAUUAAAUCACAGCCAGCAUCCCAGUGAGCCCAUUAAGGUGACUCUGCCAGACGCCUUCCUGCCUCCAAAUGUCUGCAGUGCAAGAAUCCAGGCAAACAGCUUCCUCAUCUGCAUCCUGGUGAUAGCUGGGGUUUUCUGGAUCCACCGACUCGUCAAAUUUAUCUACAACAUUUGCUGCUACUGGGAGAUUCACUCUUUCUACAUCAAUGCCCUGAAGAUCCCCAUGUCCACCCUGCCCUACUACACCUGGCAGGAGGUGCAGGCCCGCAUUGUGCAGAUCCAGAAGGAGCACCAGAUCUGCAUCCACAAGAAGGAGCUGACAGAGCUGGACAUCUAUCACCGCAUCCUCCGCUUCAAGAACUAUAUGGUGGCCAUGGUGAACAAGUCGCUGCUGCCCAUCCGCUUCCGCCUGCCCCUGCUGGGAGACACCGUCUUCUACACGCGUGGGCUCAAGUACAACUUUGAGCUCAUCUUCUUCUGGGGUCCCGGCUCCCUCUUUGAGAACGAGUGGAGCCUGAAGGCUGAAUACAAGCGGGCCGGGAACCGCCUGGAGCUGGCCGAGAAGCUCAGCACUCGCAUCCUCUGGAUUGGCAUUGCUAACUUCCUCCUCUGCCCCCUCAUCCUCAUCUGGCAGAUCCUCUACGCUUUCUUCAGCUACACGGAGAUCCUGAAGCGGGAGCCGGGCAGCCUGGGUGCCCGCUGCUGGUCUCUCUACGGCCGCUGUUACCUCCGUCACUUCAACGAGCUGGAUCACGAACUGCACUCGCGCCUCAGCAAGGGGUACAAGCCAGCUUCCAAGUACAUGAACUGCUUUAUCUCCCCGCUUCUCACCAUCGUGGCCAAGAACGUGGCCUUCUUUGCUGGCUCCAUCCUGGCUGUGCUCAUCGCUCUCACCAUCUAUGAUGAGGAUGUGCUUGCGGUCGAGCACGUCCUGACCACGGUCACCCUGCUCGGGGUGGGCAUCACGGUGUGCAGGUCUUUCAUCCCUGACCAGCACCUGGUCUUCUGCCCAGAGCAGCUGCUACGAGUCAUCCUGGCACACAUCCACUACAUGCCCGACCACUGGCAGGGCAACGCCCACCGCUAUGAGACCAGGGAUGAGUUUGCCCAGCUCUUCCAGUACAAAGCGGUCUUCAUCCUGGAAGAGCUCCUGAGUCCCAUCAUUACCCCCUUGAUCCUCAUCAUCUGCCUGCGGCCCAAGUCCUUGGACAUUGUUGACUUCUUCCGUAACUUCACCGUGGAGGUGGUGGGUGUGGGUGACACCUGCUCCUUUGCCCAGAUGGAUGUGCGCCAGCACGGCCACCCUGCGUGGAUGUCAGCAGGAAAGACGGAGGCCUCCAUUUACCAGCAGGCUGAGGAUGGCAAGACGGAGCUAUCCCUCAUGCACUUUGCCAUCACCAACCCCAAGUGGCAGCCACCCCGUGAGAGCACAGCCUUCAUCGGCUUCCUGAAGGAGCGGGUGCACCGGGACAGCAGCGUGGCCCUGGCUCAGCAGGCUGUGCUCCCUGAAAAUGCCCUCUUCAGCUCCAUCCAGUCGCUGCAGUCGGAGUCAGAGCCUCACAGCCUGAUUGCCAAUGUGAUAGCGGGCUCCUCAGCACUGGGCUUCCACAUGAGCCGGGACGGACAGGCUUCCCGCCAUCUCUCAGAAGUGGCCUCGGCUCUGCGUUCCUUCUCCCCACUCCAGUCUGCCCAGCAGCCUUCCAGUGGCUUCCAGGCAUCAGGAAGGGAUGGAGAAGGAGCCCAGCCUCGUGGUGCCACUGCCAUGACAGCCUCUGGUGCUGAUGCAAGGACUGUGAGUUCGGGGAGCAGCGCCUGGGAGGGUCAACUGCAGAGCAUGAUCCUGUCGGAGUAUGCCUCGACUGAGAUGAGUCUUCAUGCACUCUACAUGCACGAGUUGCACAAGCAGCACGCCCAGCUGGAGCCCGAGCGGCACACUUGGCACCGGCGAGAGAGUGACGAGAGUGGGGAGAGUGCCCAUGAGGAGCUGGAUGCUCAGCGGGGUGGCCCUGUCCCCAUUCCCCGCUCUGCCAGCUACCCCUUCUCCUCCCCACGGCAGCCUGCCGAGGAGACAGCCACGCUGCAGACGGGUUUCCAGCGGCGAUACGGUGGCAUCACAGCCUCUCUUGCAGACCCAGGCACAGUGCACAGAGCCCCAUCACAUUUCUCACGCCUUCCUCUGGGAGGCUGGGCCGAGGACGGGCAGUCAGCGAGGCACCCAGAGCCCGUGCCAGAGGAGAGCUCGGAGGACGAGCUUCCGCCACAGAUCCACAAGGUAUAGCCUGGUAGACUGGGGAUCUCAUGGGGCUUGCAGAUUGGGAGCCACCUGGACAGCAGGAUGUGGCAUCGGCUUGAUUCUUCUCCUGUCCUGAGUGGACAUUUUGUUGCCAUCAAUUUCUGAAGAGACAAAACUGCCAGGCCGGCGUCUUUGCUGUGGCACCUUGUGUCCAGCCAUGUGUCAAGUCAACGCCACUCUGACUUGUGGGGUGAAUGCGUGUGUGAGUACAUACAUGUGUCUGUGUUCACAUCUGUGUCGUCCGUGUCGGAGGAUCUCUGCAGAGCCUGUGGAAGCUGACGUGACAGGACUAGCAGUGAGGAGCUGCUGGUGGACUGGUUUGGAGGUGGCAGCAGCAGCUGCUCUUCAGAGGGAUGUGAGAUGGCAUCAGCCCCAUCCAGAUGUGCACCUGAAGCUGGGACCUGCCACCAAAAUGAGGGCAGGAGUAGCUGAGGGAUGGUCUAGCUCAGCCUGUAGCACCACACUGCCCUGCCUGCAACCCUGAGAACGUGCCUAGGACCACGUUAGUCCUCCCAGAGAGGAUCAGUGUCGUGCCUCUCAGCCCAGAGCAGGACAACAGCGGGGCAGUCACCCACCCCUCUGUACAGCACCCUGCAGAGGGAUGGGCCCUGGUGGCUACUGCUGGUAUGAGUACAGGUGGGAUAUAGAGCUCUUGGGAACAGCUCUGGUUCGAUCCAGGGAUGCUGCAGCUCUUCCCUGCCUCAUGACAGCUGGCUCAUUCCCUGCAUGCAAGAAAGGAUCACUGGAGUGACGCCUCUGUGCUAGGGCACCAGCAUCCUCCCCAUGUAUGGCACCCAUGGAAUGUGGGCUACUAGUGGGCCCUCCUGCAGUGCCAAAGGGACCCCUUUGGCAGAGUGGAGCAGCCCAGCAUCUUCCAGGAGUGCUCACAGCCCCCUCAGAGCCCAACCUGAAGGUCUUGUGCUCUGUGUGUUGGUUCCUUUUCUCCAGACACAAAAAAGGCCUUUUUCCUCACGUCCAGGUGCUGUUGCAUUGGUUUUUGUCCUUCUGAUGCAGCUGUUCCUGCAGAACUGGGCCUUUCCUCUUCCCCAGCAAAGGCUUUGGUUCAUCUCUAAUCAUGCCCAGAGGUUUCCAGCUCCUCCUUUCCUCCUGAAAUUUCCUUUCACUUACAACAUGGUUUCAGCUGCUCUGGACACCAUAUAUCACGCAGCUGUCUCAUGCCUGGCAGAGUAAGGAGGGGCAUCCUGAACCCAGAAGGGAGAGGGACACCUCAGUCCAGGCUUUGGAUGGUGGUGGGGAAUCAGGAUCCCAGCUGUGCAAUAUGGCCUCAGACAAGACCUUCCCACCAUCCUUCUGUUUUCCCUCUUUUCUCUUUGCAGCUUCUGGGGAAUUGCAUCCCAGCUAACUCCUGCCCAUGACUUACUUUCCGGGAUUCCCCUUGCCUCUGGCAGGGGCUGCUUGCUUUUGCCAUGCCCUCUGUGAGCACUGCACAUCCUCUGCUAUCUCUGGAGUCCAGGGCUAUCCCUCUUCUGCCAAGGUUAUUGCCCUCUGCCCUUUGAGCCUGCUGCCAGCACUUCUGCAUGCGGGUAGCCUGGGCAUGAGCAGGGCCAGGGGCUUGCACAGGGGCAGGCUCUUUGGGUAGCAGGCUCCUUGUUGCCGCAGGGAGGGCUGGGCAGGGCUGGAGCUACAACUGCUCUGGGGUCUGUAUGAGAUCAAACAGAGUGUUCUAAAGGAGAGCUCAGGGUGGGGAUCAGCUCUUCAGUGCCGGGGUCAGGAUUCUGUGGACCUGGGUGCUGCGGGGGUCCUUCCAUGGAGAAGUGGCUGCAUCCGUUCCACAGCAGCUUCAACUUGGGGCUGUCAUGGCUUGGUGAAAGAAAGCAGAAAGCAAAUCUCCCUGGAACCCAGAUAUUCCAGUGGCUUCUCUUGGUGCCCGGGCUGCUGCCUCCCCUCUCUGGGCCUAUGGGACACUUCAUCUGGGCUUCCUAAUGGAGUUGCUGCUGUCUGUACAGCUGAACGACUGGAGACAGUGCCCUGGGCCAGGGGGAAACUCAGGAUCUUUCCCUGGGCUGGCAGGAGGGAGAGGCCAGGCAUAGCAGGCCCAAGUCUUUGCCGCAUGUUUUGCUUGUGUCGUCAGUGUCCCAUGUGCAUGGCGAGCCACUCUUUCUCAUCUCCUCCCGAGAUGUGCGGGCACGGGGGUCCCUGGGGAGUGCGGUAUCAUACCCCCAUGCCCUCGCUGUACAGCUGUAUAGCCGUCUAAUAAAGAUGGGGUGUAUCAUC